AUGGAAAAAGGUUCGACUAAAGACCAGUCAGAUGCUCAGAAAGAAUCUUACCAAAAUCAAAUACCAGAUCCAUCGUACCAACAACAACAAAAUUUUAACGAACAACCAAAUAUAAUUUUGGUUGAAACUGAACCACAACACACCGUUAUCAUUUCAGAGAAAUUCAUUCCGGGUCAAGUGAAUCAUUCAAUUCCCCCAGUUGACAGAUCUCUAGUAGAACUCACUAGUCUAGAACAAAUUUGGGGAAUGCCUUUAUUGCAUAAUGGAAAACCUACCUGGAAGUUUUGGAUUGCUUUAGCAUUGAUAUUGUACUUUGCAUUCUACGUCUUAUCGUUUCUUUCAACUACUUACAUGUACUCACAUAACAGCAGUUAUUCUUAUAAUUAUAAUUAUAAUGAAAAAACUGAGAAGCACGGAGGAAAUAAUGAUAAUGAAAUUAUGUCCGAUUGGAAAUUGCUUUUGGAUAUGUGA
Molecule: messenger RNA, 471 nt
Organism: Funneliformis mosseae
Lineage: Eukaryota; Fungi; Glomeromycota; Glomeromycetes; Glomerales; Glomeraceae
Source: the annotation of a GenBank genome assembly